AUGCAAAUAUGUUUGCAAACAUCUCGAGAAAUUGAAGUGAAUGAACGUCUUGUAGCAGAUCGCCCAAUUGAAAUCGAUCAACCUUGUGAUGACUCCUUAAAUCAUGAUAAUACCGGACAUGAUGAUGAAGAUGAUGAGAUGGAGGAAGAGGAGGAAGAUGACGACCAUUUGAUUGUCGAUGAAUAUUCACAUCUGGAGGGUCAUAGUUCAGAAAAGCCAUCUUCUUCGUUAACCUCAUCAUCAUCGUCGUCAUCACCUUUUUUCUCAACUGCAACAACAACACAGUCUCUAAUUUCCAUUAUCACCAGUUCUAGACAACAACGACAGUACUCAGAAAGUGCUCAAUCACAACAGUCGUCAUCGACGCAACAGCAACAUCAGCAGUAUCAUCGGACAACACCAGUUUAUCAGUGCCAACUCUGUCCGAAAAGCUUCUCCUCAACAAGGUGUGUUAUUCAUUUGUGUAUAUGUAUGAAUGUGCAUGAGUGCAUGCGUCUGUGUGUGAAGCAGCAAAUGACUUAAAG
Thelazia callipaeda (thelaziosis nematode) is the source of this 524-nucleotide messenger RNA. NCBI's taxonomy places the organism in Eukaryota, Metazoa, Nematoda, Chromadorea, Rhabditida, Thelaziidae. The record is from the annotation of a GenBank genome assembly.